AUGGAUUCUACUUCAAAACAGAUCUGGAAAAUCUCCUACACAGCUUACAUCCUGUUUGGUUUCCUCACUCUAACUUCAACAACAGAAGCAUCUCCAACAUACAAAGGCUCUUACUGCAACGACACCAUAACCUACGAACCAAACAGCACCUUAUCUACAAACAUCAACGUCCUCUUAAAUUCUCUAACCACCAACUCCUCCCAACAACAAGACGGUUAUUACAUGAAUAUCAUGGGUUUCGGAACAACAAACGCCGUCAACGGAAUGUUUCUCUGUCGCGGCGACAUCAACACAAGCACAUGUCAAAAUUGCGUUACUGACGCCGCUCAACGGAUCAAACGGCGUUGUAACAACCAAACGCAAGCGAUUAUUUGGUACGAAGAGUGUAUGCUACGUUACACGAAUACGUAUUUUAAAUUCUACAGUAUCGAACCAAGGUUGAAUCUGAAAGACGGUAAAAAAGUCUCCGGCGUUGACUUUGACUUGUUUAAUAAAACGGUGUACGGUUUGUUGAAUAAGGUGGCGUUUAUGGCGGCGCAUUCCACGACGGCGAAGAGAUUCGCUACCGGAGAAGUGAAAAUUAGGAAAACGUCGUUGACGGUUUAUGGAUUGGCGCAGUGUACUACGGAUUUAUCGACAUCUAUGUGUGACACGUGCUUAGGAAUGGCGAUCGGAACUUUGCCGGAGUGUUGCGGUGAUGAAGAGGGUGCAAGUGCUCUGCUUGCGUCGUGUAUGGUUAGAUAUGAGCUCUAUCCAUUUUACAAUGUAACUUCAUCUUCUUCAGGAAAAAGUAGAGUUGGAGCAAAAGUAAUUAUCAUCAUAAUUUUCAUAGCCUUUCUUUUGGUAUUACUUAUAUUUGUAGGCUGCUAUGGCAAACGGAGAGUUACAAGGCAGAGACGUAGGACAAUGCUAAAGGAACAUUUUGGGGAUGAACUAAAAACACUGGAGUCAUUACAAUUCAAGUUUGUUACAAUUCAAGCUGCCACCAACAAAUUUUCAAAGGAGAACCAGAUAGGUAAAGGAGGAUUUGGUGUUGUCUACAAGGGUGUUCUUUCUGAUGGACAAGAAAUAGCAGUAAAGAAACUGUCAAUAAAUUCAGGACAAGGUUCUAUAGAGUUUCAAAAUGAAAUAUUACUCAUAGCCAAGCUUCAACACGUAAAUUUGGUGACUUUGUUAGGAUUCUGUUUGGAAGAACGAGAGAAAAUGCUUAUAUAUGAUUAUGUGUCUAAUAAGAGUCUUGAUUAUUUUCUAUUUGAUCACACAAAACACAGGGUGUUAGAUUGGUUCGAGCGUUACAAAAUUAUAGGAGGAAUUGCACGAGGAAUUCUUUACUUACAUGAGUAUUCAAGACUUAAAGUCAUACAUCGAGAUCUCAAAUCUAGCAAUAUACUGUUAGAUGAUAAUAUGAAUCCAAAAAUAUCUGAUUUUGGUUUGGCAAGAAUAGUUACAAUCGAUCAAGAACUGGGAAGAACUAACAGAAUUGUGGGAACAUACGGUUAUAUGGCUCCAGAAUAUGCAAUGCACGGACAAUUUUCUGAGAAAUCAGAUGUAUUUAGUUUUGGGGUUAUAAUUAUUGAGAUAAUUAGUGGAAAGAGAAAUGCCCGCCCCAUUGCAUCAGAUGAUUUUGAUGACCUCUUAAGUAUGGCUUGGACAAAAUGGAGGACUGAAACGCCAUUGGAAUUGUUGGACCCCGUUCUAAAAGACUCAUAUUCUGAUAAUGAAGUUAUUAAGUGCGUUCAAAUUGGUUUGUUAUGUGUUCAAGAAAGUCCACUUGAUAGACCAACAAUGGCACAAGUUGUCUCAUAUCUCAGUAAUCUUUUAGUUGAAUUACCAUUUCCUCAAGAACCAGUAUUUUCCAUGGAUAGGAGAACGAGCUUAAACAUAACAAAAGAGUCUAUUUCGGGUCAGUUUAAUAGUAAUUCUGCGGUAUCAUCAAUCAAUGACAUGACCAAGAGUCAAUUUUUCCCUAGAUAA
Vicia faba (fava bean) is the source of this 1974-nucleotide messenger RNA. Lineage: Eukaryota; Viridiplantae; Streptophyta; Magnoliopsida; Fabales; Fabaceae. The record is from the annotation of a GenBank genome assembly.